Messenger RNA from Caenorhabditis remanei, 360 nucleotides. RefSeq lists its product as uncharacterized. The transcript has a single exon. The record is from RefSeq and is a predicted model, not a curated record. NCBI's taxonomy places the organism in Eukaryota, Metazoa, Nematoda, Chromadorea, Rhabditida, Rhabditidae. The coding region runs from base 1 to 360 and encodes 119 amino acids.
AUGUCUUCGUCCCGAAAUAAGUGUCCCCAUUGGGAUUUGAAGACUUUCAAUGAAAUUCUCGCUCUUUCUUCCACUCCCGACAAAAAUGCCCGUAUUGCCCUAAUCAACUCAAUUCCUGACCAAAAGCUAAUUUGUUUGGUAGAGCUGGUUUAUAACGUUUUGAAAGGAAAAGUUCAAAUUUCACAAAAGAACGUUCGACGACUUCAACGCUAUUCACAAGACUUGCGCCGCCUAUCAACACUCCGAAAUAUUGACGAAACUCGCGAGUUUCUUGUUCAAACUGGUGGUACUCCAAUUGCUAUCCUUUUGCCAGUUCUAAUUUCUGCCGCCUCUUCUAUUCUGGAACAUGUCCUACAAUAA